Molecule: messenger RNA, 1501 nt
Organism: Caenorhabditis angaria
Lineage: Eukaryota; Metazoa; Nematoda; Chromadorea; Rhabditida; Rhabditidae
Source: the annotation of a GenBank genome assembly
AUGUUACAAAUAUUUCUAAUCGGAUCUGCAUUUGGUUAUUCUAUGAUCGGAUGCUCGAAAAAGAAAAAAAUAGCGGGACCUGUGAAGAAAAAUGAGCUUUUGAAGAAAGAAGUUGAAAAGACAGUGAAAAAAGAGGAAUCUGUCAAACAACCUGAAGUCAAGCUAGAACCACCAAUUGUGAAUAGUAGCUCUAAAAAAUCGAGGAAAAUUGAGAAAAUCGAAGAAAUUGAACCAAUCAGUUUAUAUCGAAAUGAAAAACCCGUUGCUAUAAAUCCAGAUGGUUAUAAAUUUUUUCUGGAAAUGUUCGCGAAAACGUUUAAGACUACGGUAAGUCAGCGAACUGCCUGCUAGCAGCGAUCAAUCGCCGGAAGUAGCUGAGAAAAAUUUAGUUCAGGCGAUUGAUAGUUCAAUCAGCUUGAUUAAAUUCACAAGUAUGUGCAUGUGAGAUCUUUUCUGCCUCUUAAAACAAAUAUUUUAAGUUACCAUUCGAAAAAGAAGGAAAUGUAGCCGUUGGUUUCAACAUCGCAACCAGCGACAAAAUGUAUAAACGGCCUACAUUCAAAGCAUUUGAUGCGAACCCAACGCUAAAUCGAUACAAAAAACCGAAAUGUAUGGAUAGCUCUAGAGUUGUUCUAGAAAAUCGAAAAACCGAUUAUAUUAAUGCGUCGUGGUUGGUUUGUGAUGUUAGCGAAUAUCGAGGAAAAAAUAUAUUGACACAAGGACCACUUCCGAAUACAAUUCCUGAUUUUUGGGCAAUGAUUUAUCAAGAAAAAGUGGAAUAUAUUGUUAUGUUUUGUUCAUUUAUUGAAAAUGGAGUUGAACAAUGUGCACAAUAUUAUCCAACUAAAGAAGGCGACGAGAAAUAUGAUAAUUUUGAAGUAAAAUAUGUGAGAAAAGAGAAAGAUCCGAUGGAAGGUGUAACUUGGACUGUUUUACAUUUGUUUGAUAAAAAUUCAAAUGAAUCGAAACCAAGAAGAGUUAAUCAUAUUAAUGUAUCUUGGUGGCCUGAAAAUACAGCACCUGAUGAUCCGAAAUUGACAAUUGAAUUGUAUAAAUGGUUGAUAAAUAAGAAUGAAUCACAUAUUCCAAUGGUAUUUCAUUGUAAUAAUGGAAUUGGAAGAUCUGCCACUUUUGCAUCAAUUUAUUUUAUUCUUCGACUUGAUAUCGAGGCCUGGGAUGAAGUUUAUUAUGGUGGUAAGUUGAAGUUUUAACUAGCAAACUUGAGAAAAAAUUGGGUGUUGACUAACAUAAAAACAAUUUUUCAGAAGGAAUUUCAUUUAUUUUGCUCCUAAACAUUCGGAAAGUACGUCAUGAUGCACUAGAAUCACCACUUCAAACUACAUUCUUCUACUGUUGUCUUUUGGAAUAUUUCAUUCAAGAAGGAAAAUUGGAAAGAAGUGAAAAAGUUGAUAAAUUUAUGAGUGAUUAUAAAAAAUAUGCACAAGAAGUUCGAGAAUGUGUGAGAACGAACAAGCCGAUUCCAAUCGAUAUUUUUAAGUAA